Molecule: messenger RNA, 1949 nt
Organism: Pseudophryne corroboree (corroboree frog)
Lineage: Eukaryota; Metazoa; Chordata; Amphibia; Anura; Myobatrachidae
Gene: SLC37A2
Product: solute carrier family 37 member 2
Exons: 18
Coding region: 147-1658 (503 amino acids)
Biological process (GO): phosphate ion transmembrane transport; glucose-6-phosphate transport
Cellular component (GO): endoplasmic reticulum membrane
Molecular function (GO): glucose 6-phosphate:phosphate antiporter activity
Source: RefSeq, a predicted model, not a curated record
UGGUGACUCCUAAUUCCCAUUCAUUGUGUGUUGUGUUGAUGUUGGGCUGGGAGCAGUAUAAAACCCAGGGCUCCAUCUGAGAUGUGACUGUGCAGCCAGAAGCCACCACAUCACUGCCCAUCCUCCACCCAGCAACUCUGCCAGCCAUGAGGUCCUCCCUGGCUCCAGCCAUCAGGGUGCUCCACUCUGUGCCCAGGGACAACUGGUACCGGGGGUAUAUUAUGGUGCUGACCUUCCUAAUCUACACCAGUUACCAUCUCUCCAGGAAGCCGAUCAGCGUGGUAAAGAGUCAGCUGAACCGAAACUGUUCCGCUCUUCCCAACCCUCCGGCAAAUCUGUCCGAGAAUGACACCACCUGGUGUGACUGGGCGCCGUUCGACCAGCCCAAUUACAAAGAGCUCCUGGGUUCCUUGGACACCUCAUUCCUGGUGGCCUACGCCAUUGGCAUGUUCUUCAGUGGUAUUUUUGGCGAGCGCCUACCCCUGCGCUAUUACUUGUCAGGAGGGAUGGUCCUUUGCGGAGUGUUCACAGCCUUACUGGGACUGGGCUAUUACUGGGAGGUCCAUGGCCUAUGGUACUAUAUACUGUUCCAGACACUAAAUGGUUUGGUCCAAACCACAGGGUGGCCGUCGGUGGUCUCCUGCAUGGGAAACUGGUUUGGUAAAGGAAAGAGAGGCUUCAUCAUGGGGAUCUGGAAUUCUCACACAGCCGUCGGGAAUAUACUGGGCUCGCUAAUUGCGGGGGUCUUCGUGUCCACGGCCUGGGGAUUGUCUUUCAUUGUGCCAGGAAUUAUAAUCGGUUCAUUAGGAGUAGUCUGCUUCUUCUUUCUAAUUGAAUAUCCAGAAGACAUCGGCUGCUCUCCUCCCAUUCAGAACGCUGGAGAGAAGGAUGAUCUGGAAAACAUCCAAGUCAUGAACAGCAGCACAGAGAACAUAUUUACCAAUCAGGCUGGUGAUACCAUGGAGGAUCCUGGGAUUCCACAAGAGACUAUUGAGCACCCGCAGGCCAUCAGUUUCUGGGGGGCCCUUAAGAUCCCGGGCGUGGUGGAAUUCUCACUGUGUCUGCUGUUUGCUAAGCUGGUCAGCUAUACAUUCCUCUACUGGCUGCCCCUGUAUAUCUCCAAAGUAGCUCACUUUGAUCCCCAGAAGGCCGGAGACAUGUCCACUCUAUUUGACGCUGGUGGCAUUAUAGGUGGCAUCCUGGCUGGGGCGAUAUCUGAUUUAAUAAAUGGACGAGCCGUCACUUGCUGCGUCAUGCUGAUUCUUACUGCCCCCAUGCUGUUCAUAUACAACCACUUUGGGCAGACGGACCUCUCCGUCACGAUCGCCAUGCUAAUUAUAUGCGGGAUGUUGGUGAACGGGCCGUAUUCACUCAUCACCACCGCCGUGUCUGCAGAUCUGGGAACACAUGAAUCCUUGCAUGGGAACGCCAAGGCUCUAUCUACUGUCACUGCCAUUAUUGAUGGAUCCGGAUCAAUAGGUGCUGCUCUGGGACCCGCCCUCGCCUCGGUGCUCUCCUCCCAUAGCUGGAACUACGUCUUCUACAUGUUAAUAACGUCCGAUCUCUUAGCUUGUGUAUUUCUGUUGCGUCUGGUGUACAAGGAGAUUAAAGAAAUGUGCUCGUGUUGCAGAAAGGCCAGAGGGUUUAGAAUGAUGUGAUGAUAUGAGUGUCCGCGUGCCUCCCACCUCCCCCUCCGUUCCAUGCUGGCCGGUUCAGCUCUCCUGCUGCUAAUUUUACGUACGACACUGGAAGUUGUUUUUGUCUUGUUUUUUCAAAACUGAAUUGAAGGAUUUUGGCAAAAGGAUUAUUUAACCGUUUUACUCCUCAAAGAAAACAAAAUGUGGACAAAGACUUUUAGCCCCAUCCCACAUCUGUACAUAAAACAGUCGCCCUGUUUCCAUGUAAUUAUAUUUUCUUCUGUGAUUUUAAAAUGUUCUUUCAAAUUUUUA